Synchiropus splendidus (mandarinfish) is the source of this 3520-nucleotide messenger RNA. It is a transcript of the gene ints5, whose product is annotated as integrator complex subunit 5. The transcript has 4 exons. Gene Ontology annotation, cellular component: integrator complex. Bases 150 to 3164 code for a protein of 1004 amino acids. The record is from RefSeq and is a predicted model, not a curated record. Gene Ontology annotation, biological process: snRNA 3'-end processing. Lineage: Eukaryota; Metazoa; Chordata; Actinopteri; Syngnathiformes; Callionymidae.
GCAUGAACGAAGAAGAUUAAACUUCCGGCUUAGUAGCGCCCUUCGAGUGUAUUUUGUCCUCAUAUUUGACAGAAAAUAGUCACAAAAGCGGCUGUAAUUGACCUUUGUUGAGUUCAGGCCGUGGAAGGAGGGGUUAAUGUGACGAUUUGAUGUUGAACGAGCCCGCGAUGUCUGUGGUGUUUGACGGGAGUCCAGCGAAAGCGAUGCAGAGCUCACACUCGCUCCCGGGGCAGACGGUGCUGAGUGGUCAGGAGCUGUCUCAUGAGAUCAAGUCUUUCAUCAGCGGCGUGGACACCGCUCAGGGACGGAAGCUCAGUGUCCGGGAACAUGCCCGCUGUGCUGUGCGUCUGUUGCGCUCUGUCCCGUGUUGCAGGGGAGCCGUGCUUGAGCAUCUGAGAGGUGUCUAUGAUGAGCACGUUUCAGCAUUUCUCCAAAGCCUGGAGGAGGGUGACGGCAGCUCAGGGGUCAGCUCAAACCUGGAGGACAUCAUUCAGGAAGUCCACAGCGUUCUGUCAGAAUUCAUCCACCUCAACCCCCGGGCUUGGGCCCCUCUCGUGUCCACUUGGGCGGUGGACUUACUGGGCCAACUCAGUAGCAAGUAUGCCAACCACCCAGCGGCUCCACACUCCUCCAGCCUCAAUGAGCUGCUGCAGCUGUGGAUGUCAUGUGCUGCCACGCGCUCCCUCAUGGAGGCCUACUCACAGUGUUUGGCUGCCAUGCUAUCAUGGUGCCCUGACGCGUGUGUGGACGCUCUUCUGGACACAUCAGUCCAGCAUUCUCCUCAUUUCGAUUGGGUGGUCGCUCACAUUGGCUCAGCCUUCCCAGGCACCAUCAUCAGCCGAGUCCUGGCAUGUGGACUUAAGGACUUUUGCUCCCACGGUGCUAAGGAUCAAGGGCUGGUCUUGAACGGUGUGGAAAAAGGAAGCAGGGUACCAAAGAUCGGCUCAGUGGUGGGAAUCCUUGGCCACCUUGCUGCACACCACUCAGACAGCAUCAGGAAAGAGUUGCUGAGGAUGUUCCAGGAGAGUUUAAGCAUGGCAACUGCGAUGUCUCCCACUGGUUCCUCCAACUUCUGGGAUAGUUCCCCUCAGUUACGACGGGCAGCCGUGCCCUUUCUCCUUCAACUGGCAGCUAUGUCUCCAAACCUGUUUGGUGCCGUGUCUGCAGAGCUGGUGGAGCUGCUCCGCCCGCCCGUCCUGCUGCAGUUGCAGACUUUGCUGCAGGGACUUCCCAGGGACGAACUUGACAACAUGGUGGCUUUAGCGGUGCACCUCAUCAGCCAGAAUCCAUCAGGAGGAGCCAGAGUGCUUCGCUUUCUGGCAGACACGGCUACUCCAGCCUCUGUCAUCAUCGCGGGUCCGACUGCUUCCCCUCAUGAAGGCGUCAGAGAGGGUUGCGAUCGCCUGCUACAAAUGUUGCUUCUGCAUCUCCAUAAACUGGUCCACAACCGAAUGGACGGGGGAGAAGCCCAUCCGCAGCACCCGGCUCAGCCCCACACACUGAUCCCGUUUUUGGAGGAGCUGCAGACUCAUGUGGGUGAGCUCUGCGCCGAGACUCUGCGGCUGGAGAGGAAGCGUCACCUCUGGCUACAUCAGCUGCUUUGUCUGCUGUCUGUGUAUGGAGGUGCUAGUGUGGCCACCGAGGCUCUCUGUCAACUCCUCACUCGAGCUCGUAACGCGGAGGAGCUGGCUCUGGCCUGGCAGCUGCACACGACACUCUCAUCCUGCAUGGCUGGACUCAUUCCUAGCGCGGUGGCUCGAUGUGUGGCCCAGAUCCACACACACACUCUCACGCCACGACAGCUGAGGCAGCUGCUGCUCAACCUUGCCGCCGCCAUCUUGAGUCAGGACGAAGAGCGAAGAGGAAGCUCGCAGUCCACCAUGGCUGUUCAGGUCGGCUCAGCAGUGUCUUCAAACCUCCAUGACUUCUGCCCUCUGCUCCUCCACAGCGAUGCUGAUGUCUCACAUGCCACAGUGCGACUUCUUUCUGUCAGCCCCCUCCCUCGUACCUCCUCCCCGGCUCACCUCCUCCUGCUCUCUCGUGCUGCAGUCACUCACUUCUUCAGGGCUCUGCGUAGGAGAGCGUGCAAGAAGGUGGGGAAGGAAGGAGGUCAGGCUGCUGAGGCCGUCAGCUCUUCCGUGGUCCUUCUGUCUCGAUUCGCUGCCUACUCUCCCCUCACUCUCAAAGCUAUUCUUCAGCAGCUGGUGGAAGGAGCUCUGCACAAAGGCAACGCUGACCUCUUUGGAGGACUGGUGGCAGACAUGUCUGGGGCUCCUUUAGCUGCCCCGUCUGUCUCCCCUGACCUUGGUGCUUCCCUCUUGGAUAUUAACUGUCGCUUUGGGACCAUUGUCAACUUCUCUGGAAGUGUGUGGUCCGUCUUUCAUGCUGGAGUCAUUGGAAAGGGGCUUAAAGUACGCACAGACACACCCAGCCCCGACCCUUGUGGGGUGAUCCAGAAUGUCCAAACUCUGCUGGCUGUGGUUGUGCAGUGCUGCAGCUCCUCCGGUCUCAACAGCUCCCGUCCACCAUGUGACCCAGACGAGCCGCAGCCCAUCAACGCUGAAGCAGCAAAGGUCGUGGCGGUGACUCUGGUGGAGAACGUCUGCCCCGAUGUGGCAAACGGGGAGCUCUCCUGGCCCCCAGAGGAACACGCCCGCACCACGGUGGAGCGGGACAUCCAUAUUCGCCGCUGCUUCGAGGCGCAUCCUGUGCUCUUUCCUCUGCUGCAAGUGGUGGCAGCUGGACGCCCGGCGCUCUGCUACUGCUCAGCUGUGCUCAGGGGUCUCCUGGCUACUCUCCUGGCACACUGGGAAGCCUCUCGUGAGGCUUUGUCUACAGACUCCCCCUGGCAUCUGCAGGCCUCCUCCCUUCUGGUGUCCUGCAUGGGCGAGGGUCAGCUUUUGCCCCCUGUGCUUGCGAAUGUCCACGAAGCCUUCCCUUACAUCACUCCUUUUGAGGUGAGGCUGCUGCUCCUGGCUGUGUGGGAGUAUGUCAGAGCCAAUGGUCCUAUGCCCCAGAAGUUCGUCUUCACUUCAGAUAAGGGUAUUUUCUGCAGGGAUUUCUCACGAGACGGCGAUGUAGCCAGGUACGUGUCGCCAAUUCACAGCGUCCUGCAUAAAAACAUUGACAGGCUUGGACACCUCUGCUGGAGAUUUCAGCUGUGAGACGUGACAGGACUCGACUGGCAGAUUCUUUGCGUGGACAUUGUGAUCAGUGUACAUAAGUUCAGUUGUGUUUGAGUGCUUCAUGUGUAACUUUUGUACCACAUUUUUAGACUUCAGAUUUUCUAAUUAGGUGUUUCCCAUAAUAACCAUGUCUACACAAUGUUCAUUUCAGAACAAAAGCAGAAGCCUUAAAAUAAUAAAGGGUCAUAUUUUGGUGUUCAUUUCUCUACUAUUAGCUUUUGUUGCUGAGGUUGCCUUGCUUUUCUCACUGAUGACACAUGCUUCAAACUGUUCAAAUGCAUUGAAAUAAAUCCACUGUUCUCAGACAGUUGGUGCUACAGUCUGCUUCAUUCAAA